AGGUGGUUGUGAUAUGACGAAGUGUAAUUUGUACCUAUAAACGUUGAGUGGUUACAAUGUGAUUAUCUACUGUUAAAAUUUAAUUGUCACAUCGUAGAAAUAUAAAUUUGAUUUUUUGUCAGUGUUAUUGGAGAAAUUGCAAAAGGUAACGUGGGUGGAAGGGAUGUUCGUGGAGAAUGACACAAGAGAUGGAAUGUGUCAGCGAAUACGUAGGAAAAUCUGUUGCAGCACGACUGAUUUCACCUGCAGCGCUGCAGCUCGACUACUGUUUGUAUUCACUAGGUUGGAAUUAUUAUAAGACGAAGAUCUACUUACGUAGUUGCCAUAUGUUGUUGUCAAAUCGAUGUGAUAUUUGUUAAUUUACUGAAUGCUGCUGAGGAUGAACUUUCAUAAGAUCGAAACAUGUGUAACGACCAAAAACUCGUCAAGGGAAAUGUCCGAGAAGAAUCAAGAGCCUCAACUAAAACCUACACUGCACGUCUACGUUCCCGGCAAACCGCGUAGGGACGAUGUGAAGGAGGUUCACGGAGGCGACACGAAGAUGGAGUGUGACGUCACUCAAGACGAAGGUGACGACGAGUUGGUGGAUCCUCAGGAGAAGCUGAAGGAAUGUUGCAGAAGAACUGAGGAGUGCAACAAGUUGCGGGACGUGUUGCAGCAGUGCAACGACCGCGUCAACAGCAAGACCAAGACUAACGAGACGUGCGAGAUAGAACUGUACGACUACACGCAUUGCGUCGACCACUGUGUCGCCAAAGUGUUGUUCCAGCACCUCAAGUAGAGGAGGUGAGAUGGUUGAGGCGUGUUGUUUAUACAAAUAAAACCAUUAAAGCAAG
Macrosteles quadrilineatus (aster leafhopper) is the source of this 836-nucleotide messenger RNA. Its product is annotated as cytochrome b-c1 complex subunit 6, mitochondrial-like. Gene Ontology annotation, biological process: mitochondrial electron transport, ubiquinol to cytochrome c. The transcript has 2 exons. Lineage: Eukaryota; Metazoa; Arthropoda; Insecta; Hemiptera; Cicadellidae. The coding region runs from base 368 to 781 and encodes 137 amino acids. The record is from RefSeq and is a predicted model, not a curated record.